AUGAAUCAAACCGAACAGAUUGUAACUGAAUUUGUCUACUGCCUACUUAUCAGAGGUGGGAAAAUGUCCACACCAGUGUUUUACUAUUUGCCACCCAGUCCGCCCUGUCGCAGUAUUCUACUUUUGGCUAAAAUGCUCGGGCUGGAGUUUGAACUGAAGAUCAUCAACAUAAUGGAGGGUGAGCAACUGAAGCCCGAUUUUGUGGCCAUGAAUCCGCAACACUGUGUGCCCACAAUCAACGAUCAGGGACUGGUCCUAUGGGAAAGUCGCGCCAUUCUCUCAUAUUUGGUUGCUGCUUAUGGAAAAACAGACGAGCUUUAUCCUUCGGAUAUACGGGUGCGUGCACUCGUGGAUCAGCGGCUACACUUCGACCUAGGCACACUCUACAUGCGACUAACCGACUACUAUUAUCCCACAAUGUUCAUUGGUGCCCCACUUGAUGAGGGCAAACGAGCCAAGUUAUCCGAAGCCGUUGGCUGGCUAAAUGCAAUACUGGAGGGUAGAGAAUACGCUGCCGCCGAUCAUUUUACCAUUGCGGAUCUGGCACUGCUCGUUACCGUCUCCCAACUGGAGGCCCUUGACUUUGAACUGAAGCCGUAUAAGCAUGCCAAGCAAUGGCUGGAGCGAUGCAAGGAGCACAUGGCGCCCUACGACUACGAGGAAUUGAAUGGCAGCAAGGCUGUAAUGUUGGCGGACAUGUUCAAGGCCAAGAUGAAUCAAACAGGUGGCUCCUAAUUAUACAUAUCUAUA
Molecule: messenger RNA, 750 nt
Organism: Drosophila grimshawi
Lineage: Eukaryota; Metazoa; Arthropoda; Insecta; Diptera; Drosophilidae
Gene: GstD11
Product: glutathione S-transferase D7
Exons: 3
Coding region: 1-735 (244 amino acids)
Biological process (GO): glutathione metabolic process
Molecular function (GO): glutathione transferase activity
Source: RefSeq, a predicted model, not a curated record